Messenger RNA from Mesocricetus auratus (golden hamster), 6755 nucleotides. RefSeq lists its product as uncharacterized. Gene Ontology annotation, molecular function: tau-protein kinase activity; protein serine/threonine kinase activity; ATP binding. The record is from RefSeq and is a predicted model, not a curated record. The transcript is spliced from 10 exons. The coding region runs from base 1 to 4188 and encodes 1395 amino acids. Gene Ontology annotation, biological process: protein phosphorylation; microtubule cytoskeleton organization; intracellular signal transduction. NCBI's taxonomy places the organism in Eukaryota, Metazoa, Chordata, Mammalia, Rodentia, Cricetidae. Gene Ontology annotation, cellular component: cytoplasm.
AUGGAUGGUCUCUUAGGGAAGGGCACCAAUGUGUCUGGGCUUUGGCAGAAAGCCUCCAGACAUAUCACCGAGGACCUGCCCAUGGAGCAGGACAGCGAGGCCUGCUGCUCCACUGAGGAGUCCUUCAUUCCUGACUAUAUGAUGCUGAAGACCGUGGGCCAGGGCAACUUUUCAAAGGUUAAACUGGCCAUCCACAUUCCUACUGUAACGUGUGUGGCUGUAAAAAUUAUUGGAAAUAAGAAGGAGUAUGCCUCAGUUGUUGCUAGUGAAAUCAGCAUCAUGAAAUCUCUCAAACACCCGCACAUUAUCAAAUUGUUUAACGUGUUCCAAUCAAGAGAUACCACCUUCUUAGUGAUGGAGCACGCAUCACAGGGAGAUCUUUGUCAACACAUUAUGCAACAGAGGUGCCUACAUGAGAGCGAGGCACGGAGGCUAUUUACCCAGAUUCUCCUCGCAGUGCAGUACUGCCACAACAACCAGAUUGCCCAUAGGGACAUUAAGGCCGACAACAUACUACUUGACAACACGGGCAAUGCCAAACUUUGCGAUUUUGGCCUUGCAGCAAAAGUACCCCCAGGGUACCUGCUGACAGGUUUCUGUGGCACCCUGCCCUACUGUGCCCCUGAACUUUUUUUUGGUGAAGCCUAUGAUGUUUUUGCCACAGAUAUGUGGAGUUUGGGGGUGCUCCUCUACCUCAUGGUGGUUGGGCGCUUUCCCUUCUUGGCCAGAACUCCUGAAGGUAUGAGGCGUCAGGUCCUUGACUCAAAAUACAGCUUACCUGAGCAUAUUUCCACCGAUAUUUUCAUAGUCAUUGUCCGACUACUGAUGAUCAACCCGGGCAGCAGGCCGACCAUUGACCAAAUCAUGAGGCGCUCUAUGAUCAUGGACACCCUUGCGCGUUUUCCUGCUUCUACACAGAGACUCCCAGGCACCCUGACCCCUGCUAACAUUGACAACACCAUGAAGGUCAUGGGGUAUAAAUCUGAGGAAACCAUUGAUUCGCUGAGAGAACAAAUCGAUAAGCAUGUGAUGGCCCCUUACCUGAUUCGACAACACCAGUCUUCUGUGGGAGAUAGCUGCCAUCAGCAGGUGAAACCCAUGCAGUCAGGCCUUGUCCUCAACCUGGGAGAUCAUCACACCUCCCCUGUGCGCCUAAGGAGAGCUACUGAGCCUGCUCCCCUGGCCUUCAGCUUGUCAUCCAAUCUUCAGGAGACAGAGCAUGAGAACAAUGCCAGGCAGGGUGGCACAAGGCAUAGCAUGCCUGCCACCUUAUGCCGCCAAGCAGAGAGGCCCCAACCUCCACACCUAGUCCUCCCGAACAGGCCCUGUUCUCUUGACCUUAUACGCAGUAGCGUGGUAAUAAGCGAGAGUCCCUCUGAGUCAAAGAUCGGGUCUCAUGUCAGCCUGAAUGACAGUAUCCAUUCACACUCAUCACCUGUCUUAAUGUACAACGAUUCUUGUUGUCCAGACCACAAGGAGACCACAUGUAACACAGGCAGUGUAUCUUCCUGGAGUUACCAAGAGGAACUCUGCAGCUCCAGAGGCAUAGCUCAGAGUGUACCUUCCAGAGGCUCCUCCUCUGAGGAUACAAGGCAGGGAGGCACCAUGGUACCAGAGGAAGACACAAUUCAAGAAGAGAACAGCACACAGGAAGAGGCCAUGACUGAGGAAGGUACCAUCAUACAAGAAACAACCAUAUCCCAGGAAGAGGCCAUCACACCGGAAGUGACAAAUACUCAGGAUGAGACCAUCACAGAAGAAAGGACCACGGUCGAUGGAGGGGCCAUGACUCACACUGAGGCCAUCAUAGAGGAAAAGACCAUAAUGCAGCAUGAGGACAGGCAUCGGAAAGCAACCAACUCCCUGGAAGUGAGGAGGACCCAGGAACCCAAUAUGAUUCAGGGUGACAGCAUCACAGAGGAGGAGGCCAUCACCCAUGUCCAGCCUGCGGUUGCCGGCCAGGCUUCCUCCCCAAACCGGAGGCGCCACAGGUGGAAGGGUUUCAAGAAAACAAUGGUGAACUGGCUCAGCCAUCUUUGUUUAUGCUUGCCACCUGUCUGUCAGAACCUGGCUCCAAAUCAACGGGAUCGUGUAGUCACCCACAGAACAUGGUGGGGGCAGGCCUGCUCCUCCUAUGAAGAGUCCUUCAUGCCUGAUUAUAGGAUGCUGAAGACCCUGGGCCAGGGCAACUUUUCAAAGGUAAAAUUGGCCAUCCAUGUUCCUACUUUAACCCAUGUGGCUAUAAAAAUAAUUAGAAAUGAGAAGGUGUAUGCCUCACUCGUUACUAGUGAAAUCAACAUCAUGAAAACUCUCAAACACCCGCACAUAAUCGAAUUGUUUUACGUGUUCCAAUCAAGAGAUACCACCUUCUUAGUGAUGGAACAUGCAUCAGGGGGAGAUCUUUUUCACUACAUUAUGCAACAGAAGUGCUUAUGUGAGAGCGAGGCACGGAGGCUAUUUGCCCAGAUUCUCCUCGCAGUGCACUACUGCCACAACAACCAGAUUGUCCAUAGGGACAUUAAGGCCGAAAACAUAUUACUUGACAACUUGGGCAAGGCAAAACUGUGCGAUUUUGGCCUUGCAGCAAAAGUGCCCCCAGGGCACAUGAUGCAAGAUUACUGUGGUACCCCGACCUAUUGUGCUCCAGAACUCUUCUUAGGCAAACCCUAUGAUGGUUUUGCCGCUGACAUGUGGAGUUUGGGAGUGCUUCUCUGCUUCAUGGUGGUUGGCUGCCUUCCUUUUGAUGCCAGUACUGAUGAAGGUGUGACUCAUAAGAUCUUUGUCUCCAAGUUCAGAAUACCUCAGCACAUUUCCACCAAUAUUUCCAUAGUCAUUGCCCGACUACUGAUGAUCAACCCGGGCAGCAGGCCGACCAUUGACCAAAUCAUGACGUGCCCCAUGAUCAGGGACACCCUUGCGCGUUUUCCUGCUUCUACACAGAGACUCCCAGGCACCCUGACCCCUGCUAACAUUGACAACACCAUGAAGGUCAUGGGGUAUAAAUCUGAGGAAACCAUUGAUUCGCUGAGAGAACAAAUCGAUAAGCAUGUGAUGGCCCCUUACCUGAUUCGACAACACCAGUCUUCUGUGGGAGAUAGCUGCCAUCAGCAGGUGAAACCCAUGCAGUCAGGCCUUGUCCUCAACCUGGGAGAUCAUCACACCUCCCCUGUGCGCCUAAGGAGAGCUACUGAGCCUGCUCCCCUGGCCUUCAGCUUGUCAUCCAAUCUUCAGGAGACAGUGCAUGAGAACAUUGCCAGGCAGGGUGGCACAAGGCAUAGCAUGCCUGCCACCUUAUGCCGCCAAGCAGAGAGGCCCCAACCUCCACACCUAGUCUUCCCGAACAGGCCCUGUUCUCUUGACCUUACACGCAGUAGCGUGGUAAUGAGCGAGAGUUCCUCUGAGUCAAAGAUCGGGUCUCAUGUCAGCCUGAAUGACAGUAUCCAUUCACACUCAUCACCUGUCUUAAUGUACAACGAUUCUUGUUGUCCAGACCACAAGGAGACCACAUGUAACACAGGCAGUGUAUCUUCCUGGAGUUACCAAGAGGAACUCUGCAGCUCCAGAGGCAUAGCUCAGAGUGUACCUUCCAGAGGCUCCUCCUCUGGGGAUACAAGGCAGGGAGGCACCAUGGUACCAGAGGAAGACACAAUUCAGGAAGAGAACAGCACACAGGAAGAGGCCAUGACUGAGGAAGGUACCAUCAUACAAGAAACAACCAUAUCCCAGGAAGAGGCCAUCACACCGGAAGUGACAAAUACUCAGGAUGAGACCAUCACAGAAGAAAGGACCACGGUCGAUGGAGGGGCCAUGACUCACACUGAGGCCAUCAUAGAGGAAAAGACCAUAAUGCAGCAUGAGGACAGGCAUCGGAAAGCAACCAACUCCCUGGAAGUGAGGAGGACCCAGGAACCCAAUAUGAUUCAGGGUGACAGCAUCACAGAGGAGGAGGCCAUCACCCAUGUCCAGCCUGCGGUUGCCGGCCAGGCUUCCUCCCCAUACCGGAGGCGCCACAGGUGGAAGGGUUUCAAGAAAACAAUGGUGAACUGCCUCAGACACCUGUGCUGCUGCCUGCCACCUGCCAGGAGAAGCCACGACGCCUGUCAGAACCUGGCUCCACAGAAACAGGAUCGUGGAGUCACCCACAGAAUCAGUCCUGAAAAUGUCAAGACCCAGCUCCGUGGCUUGUGAGCCGCGGGUUGGGGAUCGGCCCGGGUGAGGUGUGGACAAUCCCGCAGGAGAGCCAGGCCAGAUGUCCAGGAGGCAGUGUGUCCACAGGCUGCUCCUGCAGAGGAAGAACAGCUGUCCACACCAGCUCAGCACUCACCAGGCCGUCAUUCACUUUGAGAACUGGAUGCCGAACUCAACACCGCUUGCCUCAGCAUGAAGGAAUGAUGGGUGUCCUGAACAUGGAACAUAUGAAAAUUUCAAGAGGGGCCAGCACCUGCUGUAGGCAAUGCCUAGUGCCAGCCGCAGUGUGUUCUCUGCUGCGCGCGGAAGUUGCUAAAUUGAACCCAGGAAGGAAAGGUUCCUGGAAUCUUCAUUUUGCUGGGACAUCAUCUGUGCUUCCCAGCUUAUCCAUAUCUUGUUCCACGAAGUUAAACUUCUAAGACAUGUCCUCUGAGCAACACUAAGCUCACUGGAAAGACAUUUUUAACCGAAUCUGAGAAGGAAGGAGUGUCUUCUUCUACUCUGAGGUUGCACGAGCACCUCAGAACCCUAUAGUUUCCUAACUACCAUCUACAGCCUGGGAAAGGAGAUUCCGCAGGAUCCUGUUCUGGCCUCAGCCACUGGACCAGGCUGAGCUGCUCAGACACCCCUGAGGAGGAUUUCUCAGGGCACUCUGUCACCCCUGGGAGGAAAAUCUGACUUGGCAUUCUGAUAAUAGUAACAAAACUAUAUUGUUCACCUGCCCCCCAUCCACUGGAAUAUGGAGCCCCUGGUUUUCUGUAUGCAGUCCACGCUGCCAAGGACUGGCAGCCUCCUACCACUGGCCAACUGAGUGUUGGGGCUUCAGGGAUUCCAGUAAUUCUCCACCAAGUCUCGUUUAUUUUAUCCUCUGGACAAAACCAGGGUUUCCUGUAUGCUGGGCAAGAGCUGUCCCAACUGAGUCACACCUGUAUCUCAGCCUAUCAGGGGAUUCAGUGUAGCUGAGGAAGAUCUGGAGUUCUGGGUCCCUAUGGAAUUACCGGACUGCACCAUUUACCCUGCAUUUUCUCUUUUACCAUUUCUACAUGACCUAUCUUUCUACUGAGAGUCUUUUGAAGGACUGAAGGAAAGAACUGUGGCCAGACACCACUUUUCUUCUGAAGCUGCCAGGUAUCCUUGAAGCCCUGUUCUGAUCAGCAGCCCUCAGGAUGGGCCAGAAUGGAAGGCAGAAGACUCUCCAGCGCAUGUCCACAGCAGCAGCUGAUGAUAGUAGGAAGAUGGAGCUUCAACCCCACUGCUUGAAGGUUUAGUGCCCUCGCCCCUGGGGUCUCAUUCCCUCCCAUUUGCCCUUUCUAGGCACUUUGUGGAUUUCUCUUAAGACUAGAUGGCAGAGCAAGGGUGAAGGACUAUGCCAAUAAUUCCAGGACUCCAGAGGCUUAGAUUGUAGACUUGCCAUAGACUCAAGGCAAGCCUUGGCAAUAUAAGGAGAAGUAGUCUAGCUUUGGUGGCAGUGUGAGAUCUCUCUCUAAAAACAGAAUGUGACCAGGAGGACUAGGGAUCAGUGUGUCCAGCCUGUAGAGUGAUUCUUGGUCCUGGGUUCUUUCCCAGCACAAAUUACAACCAGGUGGAGCUUCCCUGAUAUUGGGGGUAGAGACAAGCGGAUGAGGCAGUCAAGGUCAUCUUCCAAAGCAGAGAGUUUGAGGCCAGUCUAGGAGGAACGACACUAUGUGCAAUAAGCAAUCCCUACUCCCAAAUCUAAAUGCCCAUAUCUGAGGAAAGAAUGCCAUGGAAGCCCAUCACAACUUCAUAUUCCUGGUGAAUCAGAAUGCCUUUCCCAUGGAGACAUGAAACCAGAGCAUCCAGAGGUGAUUCACAUCUGGAAUUGGCCUGAGCAUUAAGUCAUCGCCUGUGCACUGCACUAAGGAACUGUUCAGGGAGUACUUCCUACUGGUCAUGUGGGAGGAGUGAGGAGGGAGGCAUGGAGGGCAUGGAGACUCCCUCCUGUGCCAAUGAGAAAGGCAGAAUUCAGCUGGCUCUUGAAGCUGUGAGACACUCUGAUGUUUUGCUGCCCCCUUGUGGCGUCUCUAAACCUGUUCCCUGGUAGGGCACCUGAUCUGCUGCAGUCCCUGCUUCAAAUCUGGACAAGAUUAUGGUGGUUAGACAAAAUAGCUUUCAGAGCUGGGCUGUCCAGAUGUCCCUGAACAAAUUUCAUAGACCCACUGCUGCUCCUGGACCUGCACUCCACAAUGGAGAUGACUGGGUUGCGAGUAAAGUCUGUGAAAUCCACACCUGGGUGCUUCAACCUUGCUGGACUUGAGAAAGCCUGUGUCCAAAACACAAGGUGUACAGCAUCUCGGAGUUGACAUUUGAGGGAAUACAUGUGCUACAUACAUAAACGUUGGAGAACACACAUGGAUAUAUACAAGCACACAGAUGCACAAGCACACAACUGUAAACAUAUUACAGCUUGGUACGUUAUUCAAGUAUCACAAGCCAGUGCAGAUGCCCCUGCACCAUGAGAAAGAAGACCACCUCCAUCAGCUCUACUAGCACCCCCAUAUCAUUGAGUUAUGUUUGUUAAGUUUCAAAUAAAUUGUGUUGUUUAAUGA